Ostrea edulis (European flat oyster) is the source of this 4043-nucleotide messenger RNA. Its product is annotated as myosin-6-like. Bases 116 to 1639 code for a protein of 507 amino acids. NCBI's taxonomy places the organism in Eukaryota, Metazoa, Mollusca, Bivalvia, Ostreida, Ostreidae. The record is from RefSeq and is a predicted model, not a curated record. The transcript is spliced from 10 exons.
CCAUUAUCAGUGGGUGUAACUAAAAUGCGGAACGGAAAACCAAAAUAAUUACCUACGUUUGUAGUUUCGUUUUCAUUUCUAUUAAAUCAUCAUCAUCAUAAGAAUAAUGACCUAGAUGUUUAAGUUUUUCAACAGUCCGUUCAAACGUCCAGUAAGCAAACAGGAGAAAAUGCCUCAUUUCACUGACAAACCCUCACCAUUUUCCAAGAUCAUAAAGACGUUACAGGAAUACCUCGAUGAUCUGAAUUAUGAAAUCAACAAGUAUGAAUGUCCAAAAUGUGGGGCAGGACUAGUUUACGAUGAGGAUCCCCAUUCAUCAGGUGCAGGUAGGGAAUCCAGUGUAGACGGUGUUAAGGGCGCUAAGAAGUCUUCUGGGGAUGUUUACUCACGCAGUCACUCACCGGUAAAUCACAAAGAUUCCAAACCAACUGCAAAAGAGAAAAAAGGUAGAAAGGGUGAACGGGAAACAAAGGGUGAUCCUUCCUCUGAAGAUUACAAUAAGCUACUUGAGGAUGAAAAGGAGAAGUGUAAAGCUUUACAAGAAGUAAACACCAACUAUGCAUUACAGAUAACUGAACUAGAGAAAACCCUUUCUGAGAGGGUAUUGGAUGUAGAGAACCUUAACAGUCAGCUACAGGACGAAAAGAAAACAAUGGCGGAAAUAAUCGAAGAAAAAGAAAAUCUGAUAAGGGAAGUAAAUGAGAAACUUAGAGAAACCGAAGAAAAGAAAACAUGGCUGCAAAAAGAAAUGGAAAGUCUGAUGGACAUAGAAAAACGUCAUAGGACAGAUACAGAAAACUACAAGAAAACUAUCAAAGAAAACGAGACUCUUAUAGGCAAUUUAACAACCAAAGAUAGUAAACAAGAAAGAUCAAUUGAGGAAUUGCGAAGAAAGCUCGAAGGAAUGAAUGAAACUUUAGAAAAGAGACAAAGAGAUAAUGCUAACGAAGUUGAUAGUCUGAAGUGUAGUCAUAAGUCAUCUCUAGAAGUGAAAGACAAAGAAUUACGCACGCUUAAAGGAAUGAAUGAAACUUUAGAAAAGACACAAAAAGAAAAUGCAGACGAAAUUGAUAGGCUAAAGCGUAGACAUAUGUCAGCCCUAGAAGUAAAAGACAAAGAAUUACGCACGCUUAAAGAGAGGUGCACAGAACUGGAACGCCAUAUUGAAAAGAUUUCGAGAAAAGAAAUCGCUGUUGGAUUUUCUACCACUCUGGCCCCGUCCAUGUCUACUCUUCUGUUGGAUGGGCUGAUGACACAAUUAACACAACGUCUGACAGUGGAGGGUGUCGAUCUCGUGAGACGUCCGUUCUACGGAAAUACCGAUUUCAACUGCCCUCUGUUGGCCAUAUGUGUCAACGUUUCCAGAAUUGGAGCGGAUGCCAAAGAGGCUCUGAAGGGAGUAGUGAAAGUGGGAAAUCAGAAGGACGUUGUGUUAUUGGUGUUUCAUCACAAGGAAGCACACGCUCUCCCGAGUCAAUCAAGCGACAGACUUCUGACUGGAGCGGAAUUCAGCAAUCUUGGUACCAUUAUAGACCUGGCUUUCCUCUCCCAGAGAGGGAUUUACGAAUGUGACAUGAACAUGAUGGGCAUCGAACGGAUUGUCUCCUUCUUACUUCAGUAUAAAUCACAAAAACAAUAGCUCUCCUGAAAAGUUGAAUACACAUUAGUUGUUAUAUAACUUCGCAUUUCUUACGUCUCCAAAACUAUUGAACUCAUUUUAGCCAAAUUUGGCAUACAAUAUUCUAGCAUGAAGAGGAUCGUAUUUCACCGAAUGAAGGGUCAUGGUCCCGAACAAAUCUGUUCGGAAAAUAGUGAAAUUAAGGCGGGAUAUUUAAAAAUCAUUUUAAGGUACAUUCUGGCAGAAAAAUCAAUACGUGUUUCUUUUUCAUUGUGAAUGUUUAUGUAUUUUGAAAUCACGACCCCAAGGGCUUAGGCGGGGCCAUAAUUCGGAUAUAAAGUUUUAGAGGUAAAGGUAAAGAUAACGAACAGUAUAUCGAUCUCCUAAAUCCUAUAAAGAAUACAAAUUUAGAUGUAGGGCAAAAUAGACAGUGCUUCUUAAGAACAAUAGGACCACUGUCUGUCAACUUAACAAUGAAGAAUCCUUAUGUAAUGUAAAUACACGUUUGUGGUAUACAAAACUUCAGACACCAGGUUGGGAUCACAGUUGAGGUUUAAAACUUUACAUAAGAAUAUUUUUUUUAAAUAAAUGCAGUACUCGUUUAAUGUAAAAUGUUUAAUGUUAAAUGUAAGAUAUAAAAGAAAAUUAUCAUUUGCUACAUAUGGAAACUGCAAUACAUAAUUAAUACUUCCUUAGUUUACAUUUGAUCACUGUUCGUUAUUUCCACCUCUUUCAGCAUAAGUAAUAUUGAAUCUUUUAAUGCGUAAUUGUAAGUAAAAUUCUAAGUAAAAUACAAAAUUAGGUCUUUUUACCAUCAGAGUCGAUAGAAUUUCAUAAUUAAUGGACACCGUUCCUAACUUGUCAAUUGAACUGGUAUUUCAUGUCAAUUGAAAUAUAUUUUCUUGUGUAAAAAUGUUGUAAAACAUUGCUUAAAGAGACACUACAGCUCAUUUUGCGCAAAAAUCAUGAAAUGACAAUUUUCCUAGCGCUUUCUCAAUUUUUGUUGUAUUGUUGAAAGUAUGAACUUUGCGAAAAUAACACUUAUCUAAAGUUAAAAAUUAUCGUUUUAACGUAAAAAUUAAUACUUUUUGAUGGCCUAUACAAAAAAUAUCGAGUCUCCUCCUUUCAGUCUUCAGACGCAUGCGCAUAGACAGUAAACAGUGCAGCAUGUCGUCCAGUGAGAGAAAGUGUAGUUGAUAGAUCUAGAAUUUUGACAGAUUCUGUGAGAAAAGAGGUAAAAAUAGAAUGAGAUAAAACUCAUACGUGAAAUAAAAUUUACCUUGGUAUCAGUUUGACCGUUGGAAAACAAAGAGCUCGGAGAAACCCAUGUAACUCAGUGGCGGAUCUAGGAUUUCUGAAGGGGGUGUGAAAGUCAAAGAUUAGCCACAGUAAUCGGCCAUUCUGGUGCAAAAUUUGGAUUUUCAUUCACAAUUUGUGGCGUAAAAGGGGAGGGGGGAUCCUGCCCCCCCCCCCCCCCUCCUUAAAUCUGCCAUUGAGAUUAGCUGCGAAGACACUACUUUUAAAAGUAAGUGUUAUUUUUAUCUGAACACGACACGUGUUAGUUGUAAAAACAUCGGUCAAUGGGAACAUGGAAGGGUUUCUGUUGAAAUAAUGAUUUAUAUAAUUAGUUAUUUUAAGGAGCAGGGAAUACUCUUAUACUUGAAAGGUGAGUGUGGACCCCCUUGAAGGGGAAUUUAAAUAAUUUCCUACGCAACACCUUUGCUGUCAUUCAAAACCACGUGAUGUAAAUAAGCAUUCAAAAGUCCGAGUCAGAAUGAAGAAACCUUUGAAUUCCGAACGAUCUUCAAAGCGCAGUUGAGAGUAAAUUGAUGCAUCCCAAUUGUUCAAAAUUGUCAGUAUCGAUAUGAAUGUUAUCAUUUUAUCAAUACAUGUUUUAAAAAACACUUUAUUAAAAUGUGGAAAAUGAGCUGUAGUGUCUCUUUAAAAAAGAUAUAUGUACAUGUACUUCCUUUCCUUUACAAAGUAAAUGUAAUUUGAUUUUUUUAUGAAGCAGGCAGUUGGAAGAGUCUAGUUGGUUUUUUAUGUUAUUUUAUGGUAUUGUAAUACAUACCACUUUCUAAUCUCUCUCCUUGUCACAGAUUACAAUCAUGACAGGUGUAGAGCGUUACAAAAUUUUUCAUCAAUGAGUUUUAAAAAAGAAAAUUGAUAGGACUUAUCUAAGUGUUUCCUGUCGUUCAUUCCCACUCAUUAAUUGUAAUUGUUCAGUCUAGUAGAAUGUGGGCGGAAAUAAGAGAUGAAAUAUGUAAGAUUGUUUGUGCUUUAACUUUUGUGAGGAUAUCUGUUUGAAUUAGAUUUGUAUCUUUCAUUCUUCAAUAUAUGAGUACUUGUUUUUAUCAAUUAGUAGUCGUUAUGAUACCCAAUAGAAUGUGGAUAAUUAUGGGAUAGAAAUGAAUGUCAUACUGUU